Molecule: messenger RNA, 1638 nt
Organism: Rotaria sp. Silwood2
Lineage: Eukaryota; Metazoa; Rotifera; Eurotatoria; Philodinida; Philodinidae
Source: the annotation of a GenBank genome assembly
AUGACUGACAAGCGAUAUUCCAAUGAUCAAGCUCAUUGGAGGAGUCAACUUUCUGCUAGUCAAGUACGCACACCACCCAACAUCUCGCGUCCUCUGUCCCAGCCACAACAACCACAAAUAGUGACGACGAAGCAAAAAAAGAAGAAAAGUCGUGGUGAUCGAGCAGAACAACAUUUUCAACGAAGAUUGCGUCUACGAAACUUGGAUGAAGAAACCAGGGCAUUAUUAGUACAAGCAAGAGUUGAAAGACAACGAAAACAACAACAACAAACUGUGCUUGAUACUGCAAUGGAAGUAAACCCAAUGGGUGAUCAAAUGAUCAACAUGGCACAGGAUAAACAAAUGAUGGAAAUUCCAUUAAAUGACAUCAUUCCUAAGUCAAAUUCAAAGAAGCGUAAACGCAACACAGCGACGAAAAUUGACAGGCAUUUAAGUCAAUCUUUGAGUCGAUUGUCGAUUUCACAAGGAUGUUCAAAGAAGACGAAGAAAAAUGUUCCAUCAAACAAUGUUUUAACAAAAAUGGUCGAUGAACUGAAUGGUCAACCAAAAAUAUCAACAAAAAAUUGCAAGUCUGCUUUCGUACCUCAAUAUUUGAAAGUAUCCAAUCGAAAAUUUAAAGAAAUGUUAUCAAAAGCAGUUCACGAUGGUCAUAAAAUUUACGAAUGGUUAGACAAUGAUGAAAAGUUAAAAUUCACCCGUGAAUUAGCUCAUAUCUUUAACUUGAUGGAUUAUUUAAAAUUACAACAACAAUUAUGGCAAGAUUAUUUUGAUAUCGGUAUGAACGAUGGUGUUUGGGCUCCACGAGUAUCAAAGUCGAAAGCUAAGGAACAUAAUACAUGUGUAUCAUAUGGUCGAUCAGAGAAAUUUGUUGAACAACGUCAAAAAACAAUUCAACAUCAAUUGAAUCACACUUAUCGUCAAUUACAACAACAUCUUGCUCAACUACCAGAAUGGACAGAAAAAGUUCAACCUCCCAUUGAUUCAACAUUUCUCUCAAAUGCCAUUCAAGCAAUGGUAAAAAAUGGUCUCCAUCGCUUAAAUGCUCAAUUCAAACACAAACAAGCCAUGUUAAAAUUCGAUGCUGAUGAUCAUCGCUUGAUUGCAGCCGUCUAUGACUUGAAACCGACUGAAGAACAGAUUGUGCUCCUAAAAAUAUAUUGGCAAGCCGUUGCAGAUGAACAGAAAGCACUCGAAGAAAUGGAAGUACUUCGAAAGCGAGUGUCAUUAAGACGACUUCCUCAAUCAUUUGAUAAAAUUCUUGAUCAAUCCAUUGCUUCUAUUCAAACAAUGCUGUCACGUCCGAUUCUACACAAAGAUCGACGUGCUAGUAUGGCAUCACGUUGUUCAAAAACAAUUACACAAUAUAAGUUUGAUUUGAUGGCCAUGACUAUUGCUAUAGCUCAAGAUACGGCUCGUGGUCAUGCUCAAUUGACAGUUGAUACAAAAAAUAAAUUACGACUUCUCGAUGGUGAUCAAGUACAAUCUUCUACUGAAUUACUCAUCAAAGCUAUGGAAACUCGUGCACAAAAUAUGAAAAAACGUGCUCAAGAAUUACUUCAAUAUAAAUUGAUGUCUUUUUUCGAACAGGCUCCGGCGGUACACAACGACAAAGGCAACGUAUCCGCCGGAGCAAUCUAA